This is a messenger RNA of Ostrinia furnacalis (Asian corn borer), 1477 nucleotides long. It is a transcript of the gene Tmlh, whose product is annotated as Trimethyllysine hydroxylase. Gene Ontology annotation, biological process: carnitine biosynthetic process. Gene Ontology annotation, molecular function: iron ion binding; trimethyllysine dioxygenase activity. NCBI's taxonomy places the organism in Eukaryota, Metazoa, Arthropoda, Insecta, Lepidoptera, Crambidae. The transcript has 8 exons. The record is from RefSeq and is a predicted model, not a curated record. Bases 95 to 1267 code for a protein of 390 amino acids. Gene Ontology annotation, cellular component: mitochondrion.
AUUGAACAGUCAUAACUGAGCGGUGGUCGUUAAAUCAGCGACAUAAUUCUAAAGUAUUUGUGCAGUUCGUUGUGCAGUGAUUAGAUAAUUCAAAAUGACCUCCAGUGAAGAUUUUAAUCGGCAGAUAUCUUUAAAUAAUAAUCACACCCAAAUACAAAAAUUCAAGAGCUUUGUUUUAAAAGAGAAGUCUGUAGAAAUAACAUUUGGAAAUGGCAGUAUUAUAAAGUUUGAAGAUUGCUGGUUACGGGACAAUUGCAGAUGUGGAGAAUGCUAUAAUACGGAAACUUUUCAACGUUCGAAACACAUUGUUGAUAUACCAGAUUCCAAUAUUGAAAGCUUUUGCCUUGAUGACUCAAAGCUUCGUGUAACUUGGGACGACAAACACGAAUCGUUGUAUUAUCCCGAUUUCCUGUAUCAAUUCGACUACACGAGGUGGAUCAACAGUCGUAGAUUGAAGCCGAAGCUAUGGGCUGGCGAAUCUGUCAAGGAUAUGGUGGCCGAGGUUCCAAUGGAUGAGUUUUUGAACACAGAAGGCGGCGCCAAGAAAGUGUUCCAGUCUCUUCUGGACUAUGGGAUCGCUUUGAUAACAGGUGCGGAGCCCACCUUAGAAGGGACGGAGCCAGUAUGCAAAGCCUUGGGAGGAAUCCAGAACACAUUUUUUGGGGGCAUGUGGGAGUUCUCCACGACAGCAUUCCACGCUGAUACCGCGUACACUAACUUGCAUUUGGAUCUCCACCAUGACAGCACCUACUUUACUGAGUCAACUGGUCUUCAAAUCCUGCACUGUUUCGAACACGUGGACGGAAUUGGUGGUGAGACCAUCUUGACAGAUGGAUUCUAUGGAGCAACCCGUCUGAAAGAAGACCAUCCAGAAGAUUUCGAAUUCCUAACUAAAUUCAACGUUGAAGGAGAGUUUGUGGAAAAAGAACACAACUAUAGACACUCUGCACCAGUUAUUAGAAUCGACACCGAUACUCAGGAUCUGGUACAAAUUAGAUACAACGUAUUCGACCGAACGGCAAUGGCGUUCGAGGACGGUGAAAAAUGUAGGGCUUACUAUCGCUCCCUGAGGAACUUGGGCCGCUACUUUCAAGACCCGCGCAAUCAGUGGCAAUUCAAGCUGAAACCAGGGACGGUUUUGGCGAUGGAUAACUUUAGAGUGUUGCACGGCAGAACUGCGUUCACAGGAAAAAGGACGCUCGGAGGCACCUACGUGUCUAGGUCCGAUUGGCUCGACAGGGCCCGCACCCUCGGACUCAUCAAUUAAAUGUUGCAACAUCAUCAGCCUAUUUAUUACCAACUGCAGUUGCACGACCCUCUCUAAUUUGCCGGUUACCAGAGGCAAAUAGAGGAUUUGGUCUUUACUUCCCAUAUUAUUGUUUAGAAAACUUUAGUUAGUUCCUGUUCUUUUGUUUAAAAAGCUUUAGUUAGUUCCUGAAUCUCUGUUUAAAAAGCUUUUUUUAGUUCUUAAAAAUUA